This is a messenger RNA of Penicillium atrosanguineum, 849 nucleotides long. RefSeq lists its product as uncharacterized. The record is from RefSeq and is a predicted model, not a curated record. The transcript is spliced from 2 exons. NCBI's taxonomy places the organism in Eukaryota, Fungi, Ascomycota, Eurotiomycetes, Eurotiales, Aspergillaceae. Bases 1 to 849 code for a protein of 282 amino acids.
AUGGACACUCGAAUCCCGCCUGUGUCUCCCUACGAGGCUAAGGGUGCGAUUCCCCUGCCAUUGCAGCUCCAGCAGGACGACCGGAUUGUCCGGGGACUUCUCAGCUGCGUUGAGACCUUCUUCAUUAACAGCGUGAUUGUUAAACUCGUACUGACCGGGGUUCUAAUGAGUCUGGCCUCGUCGCAUCUGUUCUCCCUGGACGGCUGGGUCCCGGUGGACCCUGCCAACUAUGAUACGCCAAAGGAAUCAUCGGAUGAGCUUGAUUUCCUCCACCGUGCCUACCAAAUCCCAACAUGGCCCGCAACUGCGAGCCCGACACUGACUGCGGUGCUCCAACGGCUCGUAGACCAAGUUUGCCAGUGGCAGCAGGAUCUGCCCGACUUUGAUGUCUUGGUUGCUGCCCGACGCGAUCUGUUGCAUCUGGGCGAGCGGCCCCAAACACCGACACGCUCGUGGGAGCCGUCUGAGCCUGCCCCGACGCCCGUGGACCGUUCACGACUCUCCUACCCCGGAUCUCCCGACGCCUCCGUCCCUGCGUCCCGAGGGCGGUCCCCGAAUACGAUCAGCUCCCCGGCGGUGGCUUCGCUGAGAGGCGAAUCCUCGCGACCCGCGGAAUCGCGUGGUUCAUCAGGUUCACGGGCAGCGACGGCAGAGACCCUACGCCAGCGACUAGCGACUCCAUUCCCGCCCCCAGAUGCGUCCAAUAGUGAAUGUGCCGAUCCCGAAAGGGCCCCGGUCACGCUGGGCCACGUGUUGACGAAUGUGGUGCUUCUGUAUGAGUUUCUGCUGGAACUGUCGGCGGUGGUGCAAGCGCGGGGAAGUCUUUUUGAAGAGGCAGGCUAUACAUAG